AUGCCGGCAACGAAAGCGCCCAAGGCGCCAAUUAUGAAGGCCGCGAAAGCGGCGAAAAAAGGUGGUCGGCCGAAGUCGACUUUGUCCGCUGACGCCCGUCGGGAGUUAGUGGCGGCAAAGCGCGAUGAGGCUGAAAAGGCGGUGGCCGAGAUGGCCAAAAAGGCGGAGACGCUGCAGGCGUCAUCGCCCGCAGACAAGGGCACCCUUGGGGACCAGGCCGCAACCAAUAUAAAAAUCAUCCGGGAAAUUGCGGCCCAUUCAGGGAACCUCAAGGGUACCUUUCAAAAGGGCCUGAAGGACGCUGCGGCGUCCCUAGAGAAGGUGAUGUCGGCUCUGAGCUCUGGGUCGACAGGUGAGGAGGCUGAGCGCCUGCGCGUAAUAUGCGAGCGCAUGGAAGCAAAGGUCUCCUCACUUGAGAAAGAAGUGGCGCAGCUCAGAGCUGCCAUUAAUAGUGAGCGUCCCGAACGGGCGGCCCUUGCGCCUGCCCCUUUGACAGAAUUCCGGCAGGAGGAGACUGAGGUGCUGCAGCGCCUCAUUCUCUCCACGAUGAGUCCUGUACUGGACGCCCGUUUUGAGGGCCUCCAGGACCGUCUCCUGCCGGCGAAAAGUUUGCGGCCCGCACUGGCAGCCGAUAAACGCCGUACGCCGGCGAAAGAGACGUCGGGUGAUAGGUUGGCUGCCUCGGUGGCCGACAUGCUCCCGGUCUCCGACACCGAUGUGGAGGAGGUGCCGGUGCCGGCUCCGGCAAGCCGUACGGCCGUGUGGCGGAAGGCGCCCCCCCAACCGACCCCUGAACCCAAGCCCAAAAAGGGCAAAGGCAAACGGGGUAGGAAGGGAAAGGGCAAGAAAGGGAACUCUGCCCCUACGGCGCCUGAGCCGGUACCGUUGGUGACUCCACCACGGUCGUCAAUGAGGUCGGCCAACUCAUCAUCCUACGCAGCCGUAACGGCUGCGCCGGCGUCACGGCCAACCGCUCUGCCUCCGGCUCCUGGGCCAAGCGAAGAGCCCUGGAAAAAGGUGCCGGAGAAGGAUGCCAGGAGGAAGUCUGCCGCUGCCGCUGCCCCACCCCGGGGUAACCAGGCUGCGGCCAAAAAAGAGAAGGGUCCACAACCGCCCAAACUCCGCCCACCGCGGUCGGCUGCGGUUGUGAUCAGGCUGCGGCCGGACGCGGAAAAGCGGGGAGCGACAUAUGGUCAGAUCAUGGAUCAUCAUAAGUUUAUCUGGAGCCAAUCUCCGAGGAGAACAAGAAACUGGGGGGCCUGGAGUGGUUCUUAUGUAAUGAACUGUGUUGUGUUUAGGCGAAUGUGGUGUACCAGCAGGUCGAGUUAUUUGUGGAAACUCACCGAGAAUGUUGAAAUACCUCCCUUCGCCAGUCAAGACCUUAACACUUGGUACGGCUGA
Molecule: messenger RNA, 1401 nt
Organism: Amyelois transitella
Lineage: Eukaryota; Metazoa; Arthropoda; Insecta; Lepidoptera; Pyralidae
Product: tropomyosin-1, isoforms 33/34-like
Exons: 1
Coding region: 1-1401 (466 amino acids)
Source: RefSeq, a predicted model, not a curated record